Schistosoma mattheei is the source of this 1488-nucleotide messenger RNA. The record is from the annotation of a GenBank genome assembly. NCBI's taxonomy places the organism in Eukaryota, Metazoa, Platyhelminthes, Trematoda, Strigeidida, Schistosomatidae.
AUGGAUGGGAAGAAGUCUAAAGAGAUGCUUUUUGAUCCGAAAGAGGAGCAUGACGCUUGCGGUGUGGGCUUCGUAGUUAAUACUAAAGGUGUACGCUCAAAUAAGGUAUUGAAGGAUGCCAAAGUCAUGCUUGAACGUAUGGAUCAUCGAGGAGCUUGUGCAUGUGAUGAGGAUACUGGGGAUGGGUCGGGUGUAAUGACGUCUAUACCAUACGAAAUAUAUUUGGAGUACGCGCGUGAGGCAAAUGUUGUCUUACCACCACUGGGUCGUUUCGCAACUGGGAUCAUCUUUAUACACGAUCGCACUACUACAAUUCCUGAUCUUAUGCAACAGUUUUCAAAAAUAACGGAGGAGUGUGACUUAAAACUUUUAUUCUGGCGUAUGGUGAAUGUGAACAAAAACUGUAUUGGUAUAGUAGCGCAUUCCGAGGAACCAAUUAUAGUUCAAGUAUUUGUCGUUCAAAAAUCAGAAAGUGAAGAAUCCUCCCAGGAUACUGGAUUUCGUAGUCAAGUAUUUUUGCUUCGUAAAUAUGCAAGUAAUGAAUUAUCAAAGAGCUGUUAUAUAUGCAGUCUAUGUUCUGAAAGAAUUGUUUAUAAAGGUUUAUUCACCACAAAACAACUGUGGAAUUACUACGCAGAUCUAUCCAACCCUAAAUUUCUGACUCACUUUGCAAUAGUUCAUAAUCGCUUUUCUACAAACACUUUUCCAUCAUGGUGUCGUGCUCAUCCACAACGUAUGAUGGCUCAUAAUGGAGAAAUCAACACACUACGCGGCAACGUAAAUUACUGUCGAGCGCGUCAAAGUUUAAUGUUCAGUCGUUUUUAUACAAAGGCACAAAUAUCAAAAUUAUUUCCUAUCAUUGAACAAGGUAUGUCUGAUUCAGGAUCAUUUGACAACAUGAUGGAAUUCUUGUGUCAAGCUGGUGACUACAGUCUUCCAGAAGCUGUAAUGAUGAUGAUUCCUGAAGCGUGGCAUAAUCUAGAUCCAGAAAAAGGUGAAAUAUCUAGAGAGAAAUGGAAUUAUUUCAAAUGGGCUGCCAAUAGUUUUGAACCUUGGGAUGGACCAGCUCUAAUUGUAUUUUCUGAUGGACGUUAUAUUGGUGCAAUACUUGAUCGUAAUGGUCUUCGCCCAGCUCGUUUUUAUGCAACCAGUGAUGAUAUGGUGUAUAUGUCGAGUGAAGUUGGUGUAGUCGAUAUACAACCUGAUGUGAAAAUCAUACAAAAAGGUCGCCUAAAAGCUGGACGUUUAUUGAUUGUCGAUACAGAAAGUGGACAGCUAUUAGAUGAUGAAUCACUAAAAUCCAAAAUUGCUACCAAACACCCUUAUGAUGUUUGGCUUAAGAAGGAGCUCUUGAUUUGCCUGAGAUGCAUAGGGCUUUUGCGAAUUCCCCUGAACACUAUAAGAGAAUCUCAACACUCGAGCCCUCAAUCAUUGACGAUCGUCGCCUCCCACUAUUUGGGUAUAAUCCAGAAAAUAUCAAUCUUCUAA